AUGAAACGCACUCGAUUAAAUAUUCACGACCUCCCUCGGCCGCCUCAUACGCCGCGACGAAACUCGUCCCGGCCGCGGCUCGACCCAGCGUCCCCCGCGGCUGGGAAGGCGCCGGCGGCGGGGAGAAGAAAGAGGAAACAGGAGGCGAGAGAAGAGAACAUCGAAAGCCACGCGGAGCUUGAACAACUUGCAUUCCGAAUCCGAACCGAACUUCUCUGA
This is a messenger RNA of Gryllus bimaculatus (two-spotted cricket), 219 nucleotides long. The record is from the annotation of a GenBank genome assembly. NCBI's taxonomy places the organism in Eukaryota, Metazoa, Arthropoda, Insecta, Orthoptera, Gryllidae.